Molecule: messenger RNA, 444 nt
Organism: Aureobasidium musti
Lineage: Eukaryota; Fungi; Ascomycota; Dothideomycetes; Dothideales; Saccotheciaceae
Source: the annotation of a GenBank genome assembly
AUGGACGUGGAUGAUCUAGAAAUCGACCCAGCUAUUGCAGAAGCAAUGGGCUUCACAAGCUUUGGCAGCAAGCGUCGCAAACACGCCGCACGCGCAGACGACGCCUUCAUCGACGACAGCGGCAACCAAAUACCAGCCAGCACCGGCGCCAACGACAUCCCCUUGGGCACAAGACCAGUGGCUAGCGAAACAAAAGAGGAGACUCAGGAGCAAGGCAACGUAGAGGACAGCGCCACAUCAACAACGAGAGGGCAAGGUGUGCAGGCAGAACAGGCAAGAGCUGUGGAAGCAGGAGUAGGAGACGCGCAAGCAGACAACUGGACUCCUGGCUUCCCGACUCCUCAAGAGCUUGCGGCACUCAGAAGAGGUAUCAAGAAUGCGAAGGGUGAUAUGGUUGUCUUCAUGCCAUCGUUCAUUGAGGAUCCUUGGAAGGGACUUGCUUGA